AAUUCGUUUUACAUCCUUUCCACUAUUCGUAUUCAUCAAAAAAUCAUCAACUUUACAUGUAAAGCGAUACGCUUUUAAUUAGAGAAGAAAGAAAAAUUUUACAUUUGGAAAAAAAACAUUAAACUUUGUGGAUGCUGCUUAGCGAUAAAUUUCUUGAACGAAGAUGGCGCUCGAUUAAUGGAAUGCUCGCGCGUAUAGAUGAUGUAGUGCUAUCUAUAAGAUUGUAGUAAGUUAGAACGCUCUCCGUUGUGGAUCAAGGAAGCAGUGAGAAACAACGGCGGAAGUGGGGAUCGUGCGCCAUUUUCUAUUUUUGUAUAGCAGUGAACUAGUGUUGUGUGUGUACAUUUUGUGUGAUAAAUCGAUGGAUUAUUAAAUAAUUGACGGAGGACGUGUCGAUGUAAUGAAAUGAUAUUCGGUAACACGUGCUUCGAAUCUCAUGCGAAUAAUCAUUAUUUUGCGUUUGUCUUCUGUAUAACCCGUGCGUAAACCCGUAGCUCCCUGUAUCACGUAAACACUUUUUCUUCAUUUCUCUUUUGAGCUAAGUGAGAGUGGCUUUCGAGAGCUAUCGGUUCAUUAGAACUAUUACCUGGCGGAUCGACAUUGAAAUUAUAUCGUUUUGCCCUCCUCGAUUGCGGGAUCCUUUACUCGCUUUUAAAGAUAAAACUUCGAGAUAUAGAAGGGAAAACCAGUCUGUGAUACUAAACAGUACUAAGGUAUAUAGCUAGAAUAUAAACUCUACAAUUAGAUAUAUACGUAUAUAUGGCGUAUGAGACGUAGAUAGAUCUAACAUAAAAGAUCUAGAAAAAAUCUGUAUAGUGUGUGCUGUGACUUUACCUUACUCGAGGGAUAAACGUGAUAAAGAGCAGAAUGUCUCAGGAAUCUGUGACAAAUGACAAGCAACUGCCAACUCCUAAAGAUAAAGGAGAUGAAGCAAUUAUAUCUAUGUCUGUGGCUGGGGAGGUAACCGACACUUCAAUUAUGGAAGUAGGCCGUUCAAGACCUCAGUUCCAGUAUUCCCGGGAGGAAUUAAUAUUGAUAAAGAGCUUGCCAUUAUCUAAGAGAAGGCCCGAUUUCUUAGAUACCUCAUAUAAUAAUUCACGUGGUGUGUGGGAUCCUGAACGUUGGCAUUCGGAUAGGAAGAGAAGCGAUACACCACCGAAAGACGAAAGAACUGGACGUGGUGAUCAAGUUACUGAAAGUCAUAAUAAACGUCGGAACGGUGAUCCAAGGGAACGGAUUCGUAAGGAACAAGACGGCAUAGUAUUGAGUCCUCAGCGUAGAAGUUUUAAUUCAGGUUGUUUUGUCAAUGUGACUCAACCUUCGAAUCGACGUCCUGAGAGUCCAAUAGGGAAAGCAGAGGUCGUGGUUAGCCAUAGGGAACCUGUUCGCCGAAUUGGAAGUGGAAGGAUUUUAACUCGCGAUAUAUGGGACUUUCGACCUGAGAAUGAAAAACUGGAACCUGCUUUUCGGUCUGGAUCAAGUGGUGGUACUUCUGUGCGUGAUCGUGACAACAGGGAUACUCGCGAUGGAAAGGACCGAGAGAAUACGAGGGAAAGAGAUCGCGAUCGCGAUCGCGAUAAUUUGCGUGACCGAGACGAGAGGAACGAACGGUUCGAGCGAAGAUCAUUUGGUCGUGAUUAUGGUGACAGAGAUAGGGACCGCGAUCGAGAGAGAGCAGCAGAACGGAAUGAUCGUAAUCAUCAAUCGGAACGUGAUAAGGAUCGUGGUCGCGAACGAAGAUUCAGUAAUGAUCGCAGGCGAAUAUACAGCGACAAUCGUAACGAUGCGGAUGAACCAGAAUGGUUUAGUUCUGGACCGACAUCGCAACAUGAUACCAUUGAAUUAAGAGGUUUCGAAGACAUCCCUGAGGAAAAAGCAGUAAACAAUAACAGUAGCAAUACUAAGAAUAAAAAGCAAACUGCGGUUCAGAAGAAGCGUGGGAAAAAGAACUCGUUGGAGAAAGAUGAGAAGCAGAUUGAAAAUUCAGCAGGUCCGAAAGGGCGAAGUACACCGACUACGAUGGAUCAACCAAUGAACGUUGUCGCUGCGCCGCAUUCGCCGAUUUCAGAACAGAACGAGUCGACGUCUCUCACACAAAAACCAAAUCAUGAUUCCAACGAAAGCACUGUAAUUGAACAAAGUUGCGAGACAAUGGAUAAUUCUAGCACCACUAAUCAGAAUCAAGAAGAUAGCCAUCCUGAUUUUAAUCUAGAUGAAUUCUUAAAAUCUGAUACAUUUCCUGGCGUACCUGGACUUUUAACUAAUGGAGUUGGUUCAAACGGAGGUUCUUGUUCCCGAUUUAGUCAAUGGUUUAAGAGAGAGAGUCCUGUUCAACAGGUGGAUAGUCGUCGAACUUCUAUACAGGAUGAUAUACUGAACAAUCUUCUUAAUGAUAUCACCGAACCAAAUAUUCAGAUUCCAUCAGUGACAGAAUCUAAUACAUACUUUGCUCCCAUUUCUCCUGCUAAUACAACAGCAAAUAAUACUACAUCAACUACUGGCGUAAAACUGCUGGAAAUGCUACAACGUGGAAACAAACCAAAUCAAAAUGGACAAGGGGACGUAGUUGGCACUGUAAUUCCAAUGAUGAAAAGCUCAUCUAUUAAAGAUAUGGAAGUUGGUGGAAAAGUUGUGCAUAGUCUCGAAGAAUUGGAAGCACGCAUGCGGGGUGGUGCUCCUCCACCCACAUCUUCGACUGAUCAACCUCGUGUAAAUAAGACUGAAGAAGAUCUCUCUGCGUUUAAAAAAUUGCUUGCUCAAGUGACUGGAGGACAGGCUAUACCAGCGGCAAACGGUCCUAUUUCGCAAAAACAACCUGUGACAUUAAUACAAUUGCUUAACUCACAACUGAAAACACAACCAAUUGCUCCUCAGCAAUCGGUCCCAGAACCAAUGCAAACAUUUAAUCACGUUGGUUCUGUUGGACCAACUCAACAUCCGCAUCAGGCACAAAUGCAGCAUGAAAAUUUAAUGAAAGUAUUACAGAUUCAACAGCAGCAACAGAAACAACAGCAGCAGCAGCAACAACAACAACAACAACAGCAACAACAACAACAUUCAGAUAUGUUGUCUAUGAUGAUGGGCCAACGAAUGUUAGGCAUGAGUCCCGUUCCACCGGAAAUGCAGAUGAUGUUGAGUAAUGCUCCAACAAGUCAGGAACUCCUCCAAAGACCAGAAGCUCAAGCAAUUAUUCAAGGUCUUCAGCAAGGAGAAAUAACUAGACAACAUCUCAUACAGCAGUUACAGAAUCCAGCAAUGCAGCAUCGUCAUAGAGAAGUUCUAGUAAAUAUUUUGAAAAUGUAUGGUGGUACUACACCACGUACUAUAAGUCCGCAUCCUAAUGCACCAACUCCUCAAGAUCAUAUUUUGCAACAGAUGUUGUACCAACAACAGCAACAAAGGAUUCCAUCUCCUAUGAACAAUGCUUAUUGUCCACCUUCAAUAAUAUCUCCAAAUUUGACUGCUAGUCCCAGUACAUUAACAGUACAGCAUCCAGUGAUGCAACAUAGGGUUCCUUCGCCGCGGGAGAUUGUCAUGCAUGCUCAAUCUAUAAUGCAAAGUGCUUUAAUUAAGAAAAAAUUGGAGGAACAACGUGAAAAUUUCCGAAAACGACAGGAUCAACAACAGCAGCAGCAGCAACAGCAACAACAAGCUCAGCAAAGAGCAUCGAGUCCAGUUAAUUCGCCAGCAAAGCAAACCAUGAGUCCAACACCGCUCGCUUUUACUCCAACGUCAGUGUUACGUAAAAUGACUGCUGAUAAGGAACCUGAGGGUAAUAGUAACGAUCCAUCGAAAUUGGCGACUCAAUCACAGGCAUCGCAAAUGCAACAAAUGCAGUCUGCAGUUCAAAUAUUGACUCAAGGAGUUCUUUCUCGACAUAAUACCACCUUACGACCACAAUCUGUUCAAUCUACAUGGUCAAAUCCGACUAUGAAACAACAUCCAGGUCGACCAAUAGUGAAAGGUGGUAGUGGCAAUGGAGGAAAUCAAUUUCAAUACAGUGGAAAUUCAGAUUUCCAGCAGCAACAACAGCAACAACAACAGCAUCGAACAGUUUCAAGCGUGUAUGGUAACCCUGCACGUUCUAAACAUACUGUGACUAGUUCCAUGCCACACCACAAUGUUCCCCAAUACAAUGUUGCUCAGAAUUCAAUGAUAAAUCAGAGGUCAAACAGUAUGAAUAAUCAAAUGAAGGUGCAGCAAACUCCUCCUUCACAUCUUGCUAAUAUGCAACAUCAACCACAGCAACAACAGCGUAUUCUUAAUUCACAAAUGCAGAUGGUCUUAAAUCAAAACUACAACUCGAGUCGUACAGAUGGGAGAGUAAUGCGGUCGCAGCAAUUGAACAUGCCCGUAGGUCGGCAAGCAUCACCAGGUUUAGGAUAUGUGGGUAGCAAUGGUGGAGAUCUGUCACCGACUUCAAAUCAAUUGGCACGAUGGUUUAGUCCAGAACUCCUUGCUCAAGCUCGGGCUGGUAAGCUACCAGAGCUUGUCCAGACAAAUGUUUUAUCGUUGGAAGAAUUAGAAAGACUUCAACAUGCAUCAACUACAGUGCAUAAUUAGAUUUAUAUUGUACCUCCUCAUCUGUUUAAUUGCAAGCACAGGAUCCCAUCGGCGCAGUCGUUGCUCUAACAACUUUUUAAAUUAGAUGGCUUUUCAUAUUAAAAAGUCAGUACGAAGAUUCACUCCGAUUAAGAAGAAAUCCAUUUCAGUAAAGUCCUGCUUGCAUAUACAAAGUCAUUUAGGUAAUAAACCUUAAAGGAAGUAAGGUUUAGUGAAAUAAAUAACCACUUCGGAAAGAGACAUUUUUUGAACAUGAUACAGAUUAGUUGAGCAGUAUUUUCUCUCUAUGAAAAUGUCUUUUUCUUUUUGAUUAUCUUACGACUUAUUUGUAAUAAACUUUACAAAUAGCAUUAACUAGUAAGCUACAAAUGUACAGAGGAUUAUGGAAUAAUGAUAUAGAAUCGAAGAUAAUUAAAAGAAGAUAAGCCAUUUAAAAACAAAUCUAAUUGAACAUCUUUCUAUGAGAAAAAGAUUUAUUGCUUAUAAGACUGAAAAAAAAUAUAAAAAUUCUUACUAUUGACUAUGAGAAAACAAAAUACAUACUAUUUCAUUAUGUAUAGUUUCUAAAUGGCAGUAAAGCAGAAGUUAUUUGCCUAAGUAUGGACAGCAAGUCUUUAUUUAUAAAUUACAGAGUAACUAGACUCGAUUUCAAGCACUAUUUAUUAUUAUAAAAUCUUUAUUAUAUACUUGUUACUGAGCUGCAAUGUCAUUAAUUUGAUCAUUUUUUUCAGCUAUUUAUUUCUUUCCAUGAAACUUGCAGAGUCCUUUAGGUAAAUAAUUAUGGUCGAAAUGCAGUAAAUUGCAGUAACCACAAAUGCAGUUACAUAUACAGAGAAAAGUGUCAUAUAUUAUAUUCUACUUAUACUAUUACGAACAUUGUGGUCGUAUGAACAGAAUGAACAUGCGUUAAUAAAACGAGAGCAAGUACUCAUCAGAUCUUGCGUAUAUUAAGGAAAUAAAUAUAUAAUAUAUACUUUGUAGAAGCGUGAGGAUACAGUGUUAUUAUCAUGUUCGAAAGCGAAAAUUAGAACAAACCAAUUCCAAAUGCAACCUUGGCAGAUAGGUAGAAAAAACGUUUGCAAAAUUUAACGAAAGAAAGGAAGAAAAUCAAAGAGAAAGGAACAAAAAAAGAAAGAGAGAACAUUCCAACGGUUAUAGAGAGACAAAACAAAUACAUUAACAAAUAGAAAAGAUUUAUUGUCGACAUUGCUGCCAAUAUGUGUUUGCUUUAUAAUUAACUUGUUAUUUUUGUGAUUACAUUUUUCGUACAGUCAUAUUUAUAUUUGACCGACAGCAUCAAUAAUAACUUGUUCUUCUUUUUUUUUAACUUUUUUUGAUCUAAGUUGUUACUUGGUUGAUAAUUAGUGAAUAUCAAACUACCAUAUCAGUUAUGUGAAAUUGCAUUUUUCCCUAAUUUAAUAAUGAAUGAUACUUUUAUAUUCAUUGGUAUUUUAGAACCUAGUAAAGACACUAAAAAGACCUGACACAAUGUUAACAAAUGGAAACAAAUAUUUUUCUAAAUUUCGUUUUGUGUUCACGUAUACAAACUGAUAUUUAGAUAAUUUCAUUGAAUUACAGAGUUCAUGGACUUCUGUUACAUCUACUCCCUGUUUUACAAUACUCUAUUUAAUAAAAUUAAUUUUCAUAUUUGGAUGUACUCAUUCCGUCUUUUUACUUAAUCUAAAGCUUUUUAUUAAAAUGAUAUAUUCAGCACAUGAGUGCUUCGUUGUCAAGAACGUUUUGUAAUAAUCAUGAGUAUAUUUAUGAAAAUUGUCGUACAAUCACAUAAUUGUACACUAAAUGUUGAUUACAAAAAUAAUUGGUAAGAACAUUUUAUGAAUGAGAAAUUUGAAAAACUAUAACACAAGGGUUUCUUAAAAUAUACUGCAGUUAUGCUACAAACAAUUAUACAGACUACGGGAAAUGUGACAAACUUUUUCUGCGCUUUUUAUGCAUACAAUUCAUAUUUCAUUAAACCAAAUAAUUUAAUGAAACAUGUGUAAUAUAUUAUCCUAUUCAGUAUAGUUAAAGAUGGAAUUUUUAAUGUUUUUAUUGUUCAAAUGUUUUUCAAUGCGGCAAAGAUGUGCGUCAUGUUCAGAUUUAUUUCCGACCAAUCUCUGUUCGUAUUCACAUUUAUAUAACUCGUCCAUAACUAUGCAAAACUGUGCUAUGUAAAAAACAAAAAUUUCAUUGGGAAUUAUUUAUUGGGAAUGUAAUUACUACAAGUACUGCCAACAAAUGUAUUAGUGUCUACAUUACACUAGAAAAGUACCAAGAAAAAAGGAAAAGAAAAAGAAAUAGACAAUGACAUUUGUUCUGAAAUAUUACAACAUUGCAAACAACAUUGUUGCCUUAAAAGAGGCUAUUACAAUCUAUUGCUAUUGAAAUCUAUAAAAGAACGUAUAUAUGUAUAUAUAAAGGACAUCUCGUUUAUAUAUGUGUAUAUAUGUUCUUUUACAAAUUUCAAUUAUUUAAAACAUCUCGUUUUAUAAAUCGUUCUUGUUUUUAUAUACAUAUUAAACAAGAAUGAUUUAAAACGAGUCUUUUACGAAGAAAAUUGCAUUUACGUUAGAUUCAUCUAUAAAAAUAGCAACGCUUGAUAUUUGGUGGAAAAACAUUUCUUACAAAAUUGUAAAGAGAACUUUUAAUUCGACUUUUUAAAAAAUAAAACGAAAAGGUAAUAGUGUUUUGCGCUUUAUUGAUUAUAGUAUUGUGAAGUAUGAAUUUUGUCCUCAUAAACUCGCGAAUUCGAAAGGUUGUUUCGUAAUUCGAAAAUUUUUGUAAAUAAUUCAAAUCCUGAGCAAAAAAAAACUGGUUUAUUGGCCCAUGCAAUAAAUUGCAUUGGGCCAAUAAUUUGUAAAUAAAGUUAUUAAAUAUUACAUUAUGUGAAAUUGAAGAAAACGUCAGAAAUAAAUACAAAGAAUGUAAUUGUAAUUUUAGUCAUUUCAUUUAUUUACUGAAAUGAAUUGAAAUUAAUAUAGUAAUAACUAAGAUCGAGCAUAUUCUCUUGGUGUAUUUUAUGAACUGAAACCUUUGUACUCCAAGUAUAACCAUGUUUAAUUUAAACAUCAAUUUAAAUAUCAGAUUCAUUUUUUUAUUACUGUUUGUUCUCUUUCAAUAUCAUUUACAUCAUAAAGGAUAAAUCAGAGAGGAUUUACAUGAAUGUAAAUAUAUUUUUUUGUAGCAUAACUUUUUAAUGAACUCGUAUCACAUUUUUUUUUGAGAAAAUGUGUUUCCAGAGUUCUAUUAAUAAUCACAGUAUAUGUAAUGUAUAUCGUAUUAAUCGAAACAAAUGGAAGCUUGGAAUUAAGAACUUCGGCUGUUUCCGUCUAUACUCGUUUCUCGCCACCAAGAAUCCCUGAACUUGCCAAGUGAACGGUAAAACGCACGAGUCGUAAAUGGACCUCCAUAGUCGAAGGUGCGUUUCUCAUCCUUUGGAAUAUACGAAUUAUCGGAUCCGUAAAUCAUCAGAACACCCAAAAUUUGGAUUUACGUUUGAUUCUGGAUUAUCGAAAUUCAGUGAAAACCUUAACAUUUGCCAUAAAGGAGUAACUGAAACACGUACAUCAAAUUUUUCUUUGCGUGAACAAGGUUUCAAAGGCAUAUCUUAUUUGACUUUGGCAAUUUUCAUUCUAAAGGCAAUUUUUACGCAAUAAAUACAUACUUGCUUUUUUUGGUACUUAUUUUAUCAUUUAAAUAACUCUAAUGAUUAUCGAUAUAGGAAGUGUACUGUCGAAGAAACGAAGAGGAUAUUAAAUUCUGUGCAACGUAUAUUUAUUUUUAGAAUCCUGAAAUGUACAUAGAAUUAGUAGUCGAAAUUAUUGAUUGUUCGAAAGCUAUGUAACUGAUAUUGUGCUGUGCCCUACACAGAGACUAAUUGAAGGAAACAAUAAAAUUCGUUGUUCGAUCGAAA
Frieseomelitta varia is the source of this 8476-nucleotide messenger RNA. RefSeq names its product eukaryotic translation initiation factor 4E transporter-like. Gene Ontology annotation, molecular function: mRNA binding. Lineage: Eukaryota; Metazoa; Arthropoda; Insecta; Hymenoptera; Apidae. Gene Ontology annotation, biological process: negative regulation of translation. Gene Ontology annotation, cellular component: cytoplasm; nucleus. The record is from RefSeq and is a predicted model, not a curated record. Bases 868 to 4563 code for a protein of 1231 amino acids. The transcript is spliced from 16 exons.